CCGUACCUUAUGAAAACGAUUGUUAGCUUUCGGCUAGCAGAUGUGUUGACAUUGAGAACGAUAACACUCACCUGUUUCUGUGCCUAAGGUCCUCAUCAUGGUGUCAGCAAAGCGUCUGGCUGACAUCAGCUACCGGGCUUUUUCUACCUCGAUGAUGCUGCUGACGGUGUAUGGAGGCUACCUGUGUGCGAUGCGAGGAUAUCGCUAUUGGCAGAGGCAAAAACAUCUGAAAAUGGCUGCGGAGAACCAGGAUCCUGAAAUCAUAAAAGACUGACAUCUUUUUUUUUUUUGCACAUAUGUGGACGUUUCUCAUUCCUCCUAACGUUUUGUCCAUCUCUACAUUGUAAAAAAUGUCAAAUCCUUCCUGGAUCUUUGGGUGACAUCCUGAAGGUUACGAACAAAAUAAAUUUGUAUUUAAAAAACACAUCUGAACAAAUUAAUUCAAAACGUUAUUUGCAUCGGCAGCCUGACACCGAUCCAUAUUGAAUGUUU
Messenger RNA from Nematolebias whitei (Rio pearlfish), 492 nucleotides. Its product is annotated as cytochrome c oxidase assembly protein COX14 homolog. Lineage: Eukaryota; Metazoa; Chordata; Actinopteri; Cyprinodontiformes; Rivulidae. The transcript is spliced from 2 exons. The record is from RefSeq and is a predicted model, not a curated record. Bases 98 to 274 code for a protein of 58 amino acids.